AUGUCUGAAAACUCAAGCGAGCCAUUUCCUUCGCAUUCUCGAUCGUCUUCCCUUUUGAAUUCUUCAUCGCCUUUUAUGAACUUGCAAAACCUGCCACAAACAGCACAAUAUAAUGUAGAAAAUACUUCGAACAAAGAUAUCAGAGUUGUUGUCGGUGUGGAUUUUGGGACCACCUUUUCUGGAUUUGCCUACGCUUAUAAAUCAAAUCCAAGUGAAGUAGUCACUAAUGACGUAUGGCCUGGGCAAACUGGACAAUUCAAAACAAAUACCGCCCUUUUAUAUGAUGAUUCAUUUUCAGUAAUAGAAUGGGGUUAUCCCGCACUGGCUCAAGAACCACAAAAAAAAUCAAAAGGUGCAAACAAAAUAAGGGAAUUGAUGAAACCUGUGGAAUUGUUCAAGUUAUAUCUUGGCAAUUUGGAUCCAGAUGAAGAACCCCCAUUGCCCGAAGGUUUGGACUGGAGAAAAGCCAUUACUGAUUACCUAAGAUGUCUGAACAAACUGAUAGGAGAAACUAUCACAACACGGUGGCCUGGACUUCAUUUUCCGAGCAAUGUUUUAUUUGUUAUGGCGGUUCCUGCUGAAUGGACUGAUGAGUCAAAGGGCUUAUUACGUAAAUUGGCAUAUGAUGCUGGAAUGCUUGAAGAACUGAAUUCGGGGAAUUUGGAAUUUACUACAGAGCCCGAAGCAGCUGCUAUACACUGCAUUCGAAUCCUUAAUGAGCACGCAUUAACUGUUGGAGCGCCAUUCAUGAUUGUUGACUGUGGUGGAGGCACAGUCGACUUAACAACGAGGGCAGUUCUACCAGAUCGACGACUAAGCGAAAUAACCAUACGAGCAGGAGACUUUUGUGGUUCUUCGUUCGUUGAUAAAAAUUUCUUAAAAUAUGUGGCAAAAAAAGUAGGCAUAGAAGCAAUGAUUAGUUUACGGGACAAUAAUUACGGUCAGCUACAAUAUCUAGUACAACAAUUUUGUUCACGAAUUAAACAUUCAUUUAAUGGCAACCCAGACGAAUAUAUGACAAAAGAUAUCGAUUUGGAGAGAACUUGUCCGGCUAUCAUGAAAUAUGUGACUGGCGAUGCAUUGAAGAAAAUGGAAGAGGAUGAAUGGUUGUUAGAAUUAGAUUUUGAGACUGUACGAGCGAUGUUUGAUCCUGUUAUUGAGAAAAUUCUUCAUAUGAUUAGUCAUCAGUUAUCGGCUUGUGGUGGAAAUUGUAUGGCUAUUUUUAUGGUGGGUGGUUUUUCAGAAAAUCAUUAUUUGACUUGGAGAGUGCGGCAUGCGUUUGGUAGAUUUGUUCCGACUAUAGCGGUGCCUAAACAUCCAAUUGCAGCUGUUUGUCGUGGAGCAUUGCAAUAUGGACUUUACAUGUCAACUAUAGAAACACGUGUCCUUAAAUGGACAUAUGGCACAGACUCAUUUAGGCCUUGGACACCAGCUGAUCCACCAGAACGUAGAACACCGACAGGAUUCAUCACAGUAUUUCGACCAAUAGCACAUCGAGGAACUCAAGUGGCCGUCAACCAACGAUUCACGUAUGAAGCAACACCGAUACUUCGAGAUCAAUCAAUGAUGACAUUCAACGUCUACGUCACCCCAUUCCACAAUGCUUAUUUCUGUGAUGACUAUGGAGUCAAAUUAUUGGGUCGACUAUCGGUUCAGCUUCCUCCUCUUCCCAUUGAAUAUCAACAAAAUCGGGUUAUUGAUUUCUCGUUGUGCUUUGGUAAGAUGGAAAUCACAGCUAUAGCGACGAAUCGACAGACUGGUGAAGUUUACCAGAGUAGUUUUGAUUUGGACAUUUAG
This is a messenger RNA of Ambispora leptoticha, 1797 nucleotides long. NCBI's taxonomy places the organism in Eukaryota, Fungi, Glomeromycota, Glomeromycetes, Archaeosporales, Ambisporaceae. The record is from the annotation of a GenBank genome assembly.